Molecule: messenger RNA, 4428 nt
Organism: Salarias fasciatus (jewelled blenny)
Lineage: Eukaryota; Metazoa; Chordata; Actinopteri; Blenniiformes; Blenniidae
Gene: epn2
Product: epsin 2
Exons: 9
Coding region: 92-1831 (579 amino acids)
Biological process (GO): endocytosis
Cellular component (GO): endosome; plasma membrane; clathrin vesicle coat
Molecular function (GO): clathrin binding; phospholipid binding
Source: RefSeq, a predicted model, not a curated record
ACACCUUUUCACCCAAACACUUUUGGUUUCCUCACUCCUCUCCUGUGUGAGAGUGUAUAUUUGAUUUGUCUGUCCCACCAACACCGUCACCAUGCCAAGCACCAUCCGCCGGCAGAUGAAGAACAUGGUCAACAACUACUCUGACGCAGAGAAGAAGGUCAGAGAGGCCACCUCCAAUGACCCCUGGGGCCCGUCGUCCUCGCUCAUGUCCGAGAUCGCUGAUCUGACUUACAACGUGGUGGCCUUCAGCGAAAUCAUGAACAUGAUCUGGAAACGUCUCAACGACCACGGCAAGAACUGGCGCCACGUCUACAAGGCGCUCACCCUACUGGACUACCUGAUCAAGACGGGCUCGGAGCGCGUGGCGCUGCAGUGCAAAGAGAACAUCUUCGCCAUCCAGACACUGAAGGACUUUCAGUACAUCGACCGAGACGGAAAAGACCAGGGCAUCAACGUCAGAGAGAAGAGCAAGCAGCUAGUGAUACUUCUCAAGGAUGAGGACCGUCUGAAAGGAGAAAGGUCUCAAGCUUUGAAGACCAAAGAGCGUAUGGCCCAGGUGUCUACAGGGAGCACUCAGAUGGGCUUUGGCCGAGGCUCAUCCCAGCCCAACCUCUCCACUUCUUACAGCGAAGAGUAUGGGAGAUCAGAGGGCUCGCCCGCCUCCUACCACGGCUCAACAUCUCCCAAUGCGGGCUCAGAGCUGGAGCAGGCCAGACCUCAGACCAGUGGAGAGGAAGAGCUUCAGCUGCAACUCGCCCUGGCCAUGAGCAGAGAAGCUGCAGAGCAGGAGGAGCGCAUACGCAGAGGAGACGAUCUGCGACUACAGAUGGCCUUGGAGGAGAGCAAGAAGGAAGGCCCAGGGUCGGCUAAACUGCCCAAGAAGAAGAGAGAGCCACAGUCAUCUCUGAUGGAUCUGAUGGAUGUCCCUGAGCCCAGUCCCAGCGUUGACCCCUGGGGGGCGGGGGCUGGGGCCGGAGCCGGAGCCGGAGCCGGAGCUGCUGCUGCUUCAGCAGACCCAUGGCAGUCUUACGGGUCUGUACCUAAGCCUGCAGCCCCGGUGGACCCAUGGGGCGCCCCUCCUUCUGUCCCACCAUUGAAGAGUAGUGAUCCCUGGGCGCCCGGCUCCACUCCUGCCUCCGACCCCUGGAGCUCUGCAGCGGCCCGUCCCAAGACUUCCAACACAGGUAGCUUUGACCUGUUCACUGCAUCCAAUGGUACGUCCAAAGAAGACUUCUCAGAGUUUGACAGCCUGCGCUCUUCCUCCUCUGUCCCCACUGGCGAUGGAGGCAUAGCGUCCUCCGUCCCCUCCCAAGUCAGCCUGGCGAGCAGCGGCAGCCUGGACCUGUUCGACCCCCUGCCCACCUCCACAUCGUCUGUCACCACACUCCCAACCAGGAAAACUCCAGAGUCCUUCCUGGGGCCCAACGCCGCCCUGGUCAACCUGGACUCCCUGGUGACCAAACCGGCUCAGCCUGCGCCGGUGGUCAACCCGUUCCUGGCUUCAACAGGCGGCUCUGCUCCAGCGCCCCACGCCAACCCCUUCCAAGUGAGCCAGCCAGCGCCGCCGACCCUCAACCAGAUGCGCGUCAGCCCGAUGCCCUCCGGCUUCGCCUCCAUGGCCGAGCCCAUGUCGGUGCCCGCUCAGCCCAUGGCCAUGGUCCCCCUGGCCGGGAUGACCCCCAUGGGUCACUCCAUGCCCGGGAUGGGGGUGGGCGGGGUGGGGCCCGGCGCGGGGAUCCCGGCCUCCAUGUCCAUGCCCCAGCCCCUGAUGAGCAUGCCCCCCCAGGCCGGGGCGCAGCCCGCCGGGACCACCAACCCUUUCCUCUUGUGAGACCGCUCACAGCCUCAACUCUGGCUCCGAUAAGGCUUCAAAUGAACAAAGAGAAGUCUUAUCCCAUUUACCUGUUUAUAACCGAGUCCUAGCCGGGUUCCUGUACCGUACCACACCCUGCCCCCCCCACCCCCCCACCCCCAGCCCCCCCACCCCCUUCCUCCUCCUCCUCCUCUCUAUGCUACAAGCUGCCUCGUCCUGUGUGUCCCAAACUGAUCUGACCACAAACAGUUUGCAUCUGUCCACAGACUUUGUGAGAGUAGCAGUGGUGUUUACAAGUUUUUCCACUGAUUGAGGACAGGGCCCCGCCGUGCCCCCCACCACCACCACCACCACCACCCCCCCCCACCCCAUCACUCGCCCGCUCUCCCUCACCUCUCCUGUUAGGACCUGCUCCCUUCCUCUUCUGCGGUGGAGUGACAGGAGAGUCUGACUGUACUAAUGCCAGGAUCUUAUCUCUUCAGUAGAGCUAAUCUUUUAUAAGCCCUGUCAGCUGGUGUGUGAGUGUGUGUGCGCGCGCACGCGCGUUUGUGUGUGUGCACAUCUCAGUACUUUUACACUGUGUAUAUUCCAGUGAGUUUUACUUACACACACUGGAGUAAGGAUGAGAAAUGGUCAGAUGUGUUUAUACUCUGUGUACGUGUGAGUGAGCAUGUUACAAAGCAGGAAUUUUGCACAAUUAUUUUUCUUUUCUUUUUUUUUUUUCUUUCUUUCUUUCUGCGACUGUUGGGCUCACCUUUACACCUUAGAUUAGGGACGCCGCUAAAACAAAACCGACUGGGAUGACACACACACACACACACACACUGCCUCGGCCCUUGGUACCACUCAGUCACAGCUCUUGUCUGGUUCACACCACCACACACACACACACACACACUCUGAACUCUGACCUGAACGGGUCACAGGAUGAACAGUGGACGCUUCUCAGAGGAGAUGAAUGCCCCGAAGGGCUAAAAAGAUGAGAACUUUUAGUUUUUUUUUGUUUUUUUUUUUGUUUUGUUUUUUUAAGCAGGUGAACUGUUCCUGCUCGGAUCCGUGUUAUUCGUCCUGUUGCUUUUCGAGGAAAAGACCAGAACUGUGACGGCGUCAGUGUUUUGUUACGGGGAUGCGGUGAGGCUUCAGGGGCGUUUCUUUCAAGUUUGUUUCUAGGGUCAAAGGGAUGAGGGAGGGGUGUGUGUGUGUGUGUGUGUGUGAGAGAGAAGUUUGCAUGAGUUACAUUUAACUUCCAAGUGUACUUUAACAAGCAGGCUCCCCCCUUUUCUCUCUAGUUAGUGGAAAAUUGACUUGUGUAACUCAAAGCAGCAACGUUUAGGCAGACGCAGCCUUAAAUGUGUGUGUGUGUGUGUGUGUGUGUGUGUGUGUUUGCGGCCGUACGUCAGCAGGUGAUGAGCCUGCAGAGAAAGUUUAAAGGGCACAUCAGCCACUCAGCAUUGUGAAGAGUUUACCGUCGACUGGAUUUGCCGUGGUUAAUCUAUCCCCAAGAACAUUACCGAGCCAACACACACACUCACUCACACACACACACACACACACACUCUUUUCUCCAACACGGGCUGUUCCAGCAUCAGUGUGUUAGCACAGGGAAUCCCUCAUGUCUUUAUUUUGUCAGUUACUUUCUGUGUAUUUACUCAUUAGAUGUAAAUCCAUAGCCAAGCCUCUGAGUCCUAGUUAAGCCAUGUGUCAUUUUGUUUUGUUUUUUUUUUCUUUCUCACCCUAUGGGUAGGCUUUGUAUUUCUCUUCUCUUAGAAGCACAACUGUUACCAAAGUCAUACGACUGUGAUUUCUGAGGACGCCGUGCUCGGGAGUGUUUUCAGCCGAGGCCCACACUUGUCAGUUUUUCUCCCCCGUUUCUGGUGAUGGGAGACUCCCUUUUCCUCAAAUCUUUUAUAUUUCAGAGCCGUUUUACAGUUUUGUUCCGAGUUUGUAUAAGAAAGUGUUACUUUUGGUGAAAAAUCAGCACAUUUCCAAGUUUUGAGUUGAGGAGCUUCACAUGAGAUGAAAUCGUUUCCUGUUCCAGUCACUGUCUUCACUUCACUGCCAAUUGUUGUUACUGUGGAAGGCUUGUUGUUUUACUGGUAUUGCGAUGGCUGGCGCCCCCUUGUGGUCUGUAGUGGUAUGAUAGCUACACCGCAGGACCGUGGAGAUUUCCAUUGAACAGACCUUCAGUUACUCUCAGGCAAAAGGAGGGGCAGCUCCAGCAGUGUGUUUGAAUUUUUUUUUUUUUUUUUUUUUUUUGAGGGUGGUGGUGUUUUUUUUUUUUUUUUUUUUUUUAAGCUUGGGGUCCCGAAUGAAUGAAUGAAUGAACGAAUGGAUGUGACACUUUGCAGACCAGCAAACAUUUUUAAUCUCUACUACAUAUAUGCAAAAAAAAUUGGAGUAGGAAAAGUGGGUUGAAACAUAAAAGAAAAGAAAAAAAAAAAAGAUACGACUUUUAACGCUUGACAUUGUUUGGCGAAGGUAGAUUUUGCUAACGGAGUCUUUUGUUUAAAGAAACGCUACUACGAUACUCUAGCUGAGACGUGUCACUUACUCACCGGCCUUUACUUCACUGUGGCCUGACCUUAAACUCUCCUCCAGCGGUUGUUGGGGGGGGG